AUGGAGUCGAUUAUUUCCAAACUUUUGCUUCUGGAACCAAUGCCAGAAUACAGCCUCUGGGAGGCGGGGAUACGCAAGCCGCACCGGCAGCGCUUGCCAAAUAGAACCAUUCCGACUACGAACAUCUACCCCUCGCCUCUCAUCGCUAGCCUCGCUCUGGAAGCGAUCAGCGGUUGCCAGCUCAACUUUUCGGCGAACCAUCCGAAAACCUUAUCCUCCAGAAAGGGCUGGAACGAGGAUCAGGGCCAGAACAACGAUGAUGACGAGCCCUUGGUCCAAGCAUACCUAGACAAGAAGACCAAUCACUUCCUUGCCGGGUCGCUGCGCGGGUGGGAGCCGUCAUCGUCACAAGCUAAGCUCGCUCCCUUCUGGCUGUUUUGCUUUUCCGACAUCACCAGUUUUGCCGUCGUCCCAAUCGCUCGAUCUCAUCUCAAGUCAGACCUUGUCGUAACCAUUACAGAUCACGGCCUGACGCUUCGGUAG
Messenger RNA from Colletotrichum lupini, 483 nucleotides. RefSeq lists its product as uncharacterized. Lineage: Eukaryota; Fungi; Ascomycota; Sordariomycetes; Glomerellales; Glomerellaceae. Bases 1 to 483 code for a protein of 160 amino acids. The transcript is spliced from 7 exons. The record is from RefSeq and is a predicted model, not a curated record.